AAUCAAACACUAGUUGGCUUUUGUGUUGUAACUUGAACUGUCUUGCUGGCAUCUGCAAGCCACCAUCAUUACAUUACAUCCUCAACAUUUGUCUUAACAAAAAAGCAAUAAAAAAAGCUCAAAAAGAAUACACACAUACUACUAUACUUCUAUUUAAUUCCACACUAAAAAAGAAAAGACAAGAAGGUUUAGAAAAUAGAAAAAGAGAAAAAGAAAAAUUAAAAAGAAGAUAAAAUAAAGAGAAAGUGUGAGACAGACACUGAGAUUCAUUACAACACAAAAAACCCGGUUUCAACGGGUCAAAUCAUUAACUCUUCCAAAAAUUUACAAAACCACACACAGGUUUCUGUCAUUCAUCUUCUUCCUUCUUCACACUUUCUCUUUCAAUCUCUCAAGAACAAUGCUUUCCUCAGAUCCUGGUUGUUGAUAGCAUGCAUAAAGAGAAAUCGGCUACUUGUAAAACAAUGUGUAAACUUUGAUGAUUUAAGGGGGAAAAAAGUUGAAGAUCAUGGAAGAAAUACAGUCUCAAUCAGAUAAUUAUAGGUCUUCAUCAUCAUCGGCUAGUAGUCCGGCGAGUAGGGUACCGUCAAGCAACUUUUUCUAUCUGCGUAAACCGGGUUCACUAAGGCAACCCAUCUCAUUUGAGGAUUCACCUGAAUGGGACGAUACUACUACUGAUAUUGACGUUAGAGUUGAUGAAGGAGGUGACUCUAUUAAUGCUGCAACAACACCGGCUUCACCCUCUCUCUCGAAGCUCAACAGUGGCUCCUUGCCUUCCCCGCAUCUACCGGAGGGUGCAAUUAUUCCACGCAAAAUUGCCGGGGCAUCUGUUGCCUGGAAAGAUUUGACUGUUACUAUAAAGGGAAAAAGGAAGUAUUCUGAUAAGGUUAUUAAGAGUUCAACCGGUUAUGCAUUACCUGGAACACUGACUGUAAUUAUGGGACCGGCUAAAUCAGGGAAAUCUACCUUAUUACGAGCAAUUGCAGGAAGAUUGCUUCCUUCAGACAGGAUGUAUGGUGAAGUAUUUGUGAAUGGAGCCAAAUCGCAAAUGCCCUAUGGAUCAUAUGGUUACGUGGAUAGAGAAACCACUCUGAUUGGAUCCCUCACAGUGCGCGAGUUUCUGUAUUAUUCAGCCUUGCUGCAACUUCCCGGUUUCUUUUGUCAGAAAAAGAGUGUAGUAGAGGAUGCUAUACACGCAAUGUCUUUAGGUGAACAUGCAAAUAAACUUAUAGGUGGGCAUUGUUAUAUGAAGGGACUUCCUAGUGGGGAGAGAAGGCUUGUUAGCAUCGCCAGGGAGCUUGUGAUGAGACCGCGCAUUUUAUUUCUAGAUGAACCUCUUUAUCAUUUGGACAGUGUCUCGGCACUUUUGAUGAUGGUUACGUUGAGGAGACUUGCAAGCACCGGUUGCACUCUUAUCUUAACCAUCUACCAGAGCAGCACAGAAGUCUUUGGUCUUUUUGACCGUAUUUGUCUUCUUUCAAAUGGAAAUACGUUGUUCUUCGGAGAAACAUUAGCUUGCUUGCAGCACUUCUCGAAUGCCGGAUUUCCUUGUCCUAUCAUGCAAAGUCCUUCUGAUCACUUUCUACGCGCAAUUAAUACAGAUUUUGACAGGAUAAUUGCAAUGUGCAAAAACUGGCAGGAUGAUAAUGGAGAUUUUUCUUCCGUAAACAUGGACACUGCUGUUGCUAUACGCACACUUGAAGCAACUUAUAAGUCAUCUGCAGAUGCUGCUUCUGUUGAAACAAUGAUUCUGAAACUCACCGAGAAGGAAGGUCCAGCUCUCAAAAGCAAAGGGAAAGCUAGUAAUGCUACUCGGGUAGCGGUUUUGACGUGGAGAUCUUUAUUAGUUGUGUCGAGGGAAUGGAAAUAUUACUGGCUGCAUCUUAUUCUUUACAUGCUCCUCACAUUAUGCAUUGGUACUGUAUUUUCUGGUCUAGGGCAUUCUCUAUCUUCUGUUGUGACAAGAGUUGCAGCAAUUUUUGUAUUUGUAUCGUUCUGUUCCCUUCUGAGCAUUGCUAGGGUGCCUGCACUUAUGAAAGAAAUCAAGAUAUAUGCGUGUGAAGAAUCAAACCAGCAUUCAAGUACAUUUGUAUUUUUGCUUGCUCAGCUCUUGUCCAGCAUCCCGUUUCUUUUUCUCAUCUCCAUUACGUCCAGUCUAGUCUUCUACUUCCUAGUAGGGCUGGAAGAUCAGUUCAGCUUGUUAAUGUACUUUGUGCUAAAUUUUUUCGUAACUCUGUUACUGAAUGAAGGAAUUAUGUUAGUUGUGGCUACUUUGUGGCAAGAUGUUUUCUGGAGUGUCUUGACACUCUUAUGCAUACAUGUGGUCAUGAUGCUUUCGGCCGGCUAUUUUAGAAUUCGAAGCUCUUUGCCAGGUCCAUUGUGGAUGUAUCCAAUGUCCUAUAUAGCCUUUCAUACAUACUCUAUUCAGGGGCUAUUGGAGAAUGAGUACCUAGGAAACUCCUUUGCAGUUGGACAGGUAAGGUCCAUAUCCGGGUUUCAAGCUCUUCAAAGUGUGUACAAUAUCUCCCCCGACAUUAAUUCGAAGUGGAAAAAUCUGUUGGUUUUGUUUCUUAUGGCGAUAGGUUAUCGAAUUUUUGUGUUCAUUUUAUUAUUUUUAUUUGUAGGGAGAAAAAUAUCCCUAAAGAGUUUCAAGUGUAUUAAUAGGGAUAGAACAGAUACAAGUUGAUAGGAACAACAUUUGUUUAGUCAUUUUACAUUAUAUAAUUCCUUUUGGUUGAGUUUUGGCUGUGAACUCUAGUUUUGUGAAUUUAUCAUUAGACUAAUGAAGAGGAAAUAUGAGAUUUAUUUGAUAUAUCUCUUGAUUUUAGUGCA
This is a messenger RNA of Trifolium pratense (red clover), 2832 nucleotides long. RefSeq names its product ABC transporter G family member 3-like. The record is from RefSeq and is a predicted model, not a curated record. Gene Ontology annotation, molecular function: ATP binding; ATP hydrolysis activity; ABC-type transporter activity. Gene Ontology annotation, cellular component: membrane. NCBI's taxonomy places the organism in Eukaryota, Viridiplantae, Streptophyta, Magnoliopsida, Fabales, Fabaceae. The coding region runs from base 509 to 2686 and encodes 725 amino acids. The transcript has 12 exons.